AGCGAGGAAGGGUGGCCGGUCAGACCGCUCUGUGACAACCUCUUGCUAUUAUCUUGUACUUACAAACCUGACUCAAUUGUUUUUUAAGUAAAUAUAUAUAUAUAAACUUAACAAAUGGCGUCUGCAAGAGUUAGAAUCCCAGAUUUCAAAAGAUUCAAAUUACUUUUCUUCUGGUCUGCAAUAAUACUGGCAUUCGCAGUUUUCUUAGAACAAACCAUCAUGGCUCAGUCAAAUUUAAGAAAUUACCUGCGUUCCCUUCGCUGGACCCCCUUACCAGUGGGUGUAGGUCUAGCUCUCAUAGCCUUCCAGCAGUACAGACACACAAGGAAACGUGAGGCAGCUAAAUUAGGGCAGGUGCAGCCAUGUGAUUGCUUAGCAGAGGAGUGGGAAGUGGCAGCAUACAAGCUGUUGCCUCUCCGCUCUUUCUCCAGAGCAUGGGGAUGGGUGAAUGGGAUUGAGCUUCCAGAAUGGUCAAGAAAGUCUGUGCUUGGAUGCUACGUUCGGGCAUUUGGAUGUAACAUGGCAGAAGCUGAAGUAGAGGAUUUGAAUCAGUAUGCUUGCCUCUCAGACCUAUUUCGGCGGUCACUCAAAGAAGGGAUUCGUCCCGUUGACCUCUCUGCAGAAGUAGUGAGCCCGGCAGACGGAACUGUGUUGUCAUUUGGCACUGUAGAUUGUGGAUCCCUUGACCAGAUAAAGGGAGUGACAUACCCAUUAAGGAAGUUUCUUGGACCCAAUUGCUGGACCAAAGGAGGACCAAUGAUAGUUGAUAAUAAAACUGAUGAUGGUUGUUUCCACCGGUCAUGCUUGAAUGACAACAACAACAUGCUUUACCACUGCGUCAUCUAUUUAGCUCCUGGUGAUUACCAUCGCUUCCACUCCUCGGCAGACUGGCAAGUGCAUUUCCGUAGACACUUCCCAGGAGAAUUGCUCAGUGUUAAUCCAUCAAUUGCCGCUUGGGUGAGAGAUCUCUUUAUUUUAAAUGAAAGGGUAGCCUAUGUAGGACACUGGAAACAUGGCUUUUUCUCUAUGACAGCUGUUGGUGCCACUAAUGUUGGGUCUGUUAAGGUUUAUUUUGAUGAUGAACUAAAAACAAAUUUAAAUAAAUGGCAAAAAGAUAACUUCUUUGAUAAACAUUUCAAAGGAAAGUCAAUAGACCUAAGUCGAGGGGGCAACUUUGGGGAAUUUAACUUAGGUUCUACUAUUGUUCUUGUUUUUGAAGCCCCUAAAGACACAAAAAUAUGUGUAGAAGCAGGACAGAAGGUAAAAGUAGGGCAAGCUUUGUUUAGAAUAAUUAAUUCUUAUGUAGGGAAAGCUAGUUCUGAAAUAAAUCAUCCAGGACCUCAGAGGUAAAUAUAUUUGUGAUAGCAAAGACAAUGUAUUUAAAUAUUUCUUAUAAAGAAGUUAUCAUAAUAAAAGAUAAUCAAGAUAUGUAUAGUUUUCAUACAUUUUGUUGGAUGUGAAAAGGGAAUUCAUUGUAUAACUAGUAUAACUACUUAAAAAUGUAUGGAAAUUGUUUUGAUGGAAUGCUGUACUACCCAUUGUAAAUAUUUGAGUUUAUGGAAACUUUACUCUGAUGGGACUAUUGGAUUGUGAAAUAUUUAGGCAGAUUUCUCUUCUGUCAAGUUACAGAGAACAAAAUUUCUGUACAGUUGCUUUAUUUUCUAUCACAUUAUUAACUCCCAUACACUAUAGAGGUGUUAAUGAAUGGAAGCCAUAUCAAUCUGGUCAGCUACAUUACCAAUACAUCGAAGGCAGCAUUAGGUCGAUGACAGUAUUAAGAUUGACUGGGAAAGUAUUCAGAAUGCAGGAAUUUUUUAGUUUAGAAAAGUGGUGAGGUAAUGUGUUUUUGCUUUGUACAUUUAUGUAUUUUUCAAAAAUUUAGUUUGUUAUAAUUCUUGUGUUAAUAGAAAAAUUAUGCAUUACACAAUUUUUUUGUAUAAUAAUUUUCUGAACAUUAUUUUAUUAUUAUCAUUACUAUUACUGUUAUCAUUUGUAUUAUAUUUGUUAGCAUUAUUAUUGUUAUUAUACUAUCAUAUUUAUUGCUGUUACUACAAGCAUCUCAUAAAUAUUGUCAUUGGUAUUUUCAGUUUCCAAUAUAUAUAAUUUUUUGCAAGUAAAAAGGUACACAGAUAAGGAACAAGAAAAAAGUAUUACAUGAGAAAUAGUUUGUAAUGGAUUAGGUUAGGCUUAACCAAAGUAUGAAGCAUACAUUGUUUCCUUAUCAAAUAUAUAUUGAAUUUGAAAGCUGAAUAUUUUUAAAAAAAUAUUUGCAAUGUGUAACAGAGUGUAACAAAUUGCUCACACAGACAUGCAUGUUAAUAUGCUCACAUAGUCAUAUGAAUGCUUAUGCAAAUGGAAACACACAGACUGACAGAAAUGCUGGAAUUGCUUGUAUUAGCUCAGCUCAUGUGUUUGCUCCAAAGCUCAGAAAUUGGAAGGGAAUUUAGUCACAGACUAAUAUGAUCAUUUCAAACUGGAAAACUGUAAGUUAACAAAGGCUGUUUUGACAAUUGUAAAUAUUGUAUCUGGUGCUUUCUUGCUCAAGACUUUAAGGUUACUGUAGCUUGUCUGGGCUUUGAAUGUUGUUAUUGGCUUAAUGUGUUUAUUUGUAAGGGUUGCCCCUUGACAAGGUUAAUUUGUUUUGUAAAUUACUGGCCUUUGGAUCCUGAGGAAAGUAAACAAAACAAAUCAGGGAUGGACGUUGUGAGAUGGAUGGUUAGUGACAUUGUUAUCAAGCCUCAGUUUUGAAAUUAUGGAAUCUUUAUGGAAAGUAGGAUUAUGUUCAGAUUAACAAACUAUUCAUUAACUAUAGCCCUAAAGGUAGUGAAGAAUGGAUUUGUCAGGAUGGUUCACUUUGCCCUGAAAUGUGUGGUAAAGGCCGUGAUCAGCUUAUUCUGUUGAAGGUUGCAGGAAUCGAUGUAACACAUAGUGCUUAAGGAUGACAGAAAAAAAGCAUUAUGCAAAACAGUAAACAAAUUGUUUACAUAAAACUUUAGUAAUUUAGCACAAUAAUGAAUUUCUGUUUAACACUUUGAUAUGUUCAAUUAAGUCAGAUAUGUUAUUAACUUUUAUUUGUAUUUGUUGACAAUACAUUUGGAUUUGUUUGUUAGUACUGUUGUAUAUCCAUCAGGUUGUGUAUAUAAUAUAUAUAUUUGUACAGAAUUUGUAAUAAAUAUUCAUAUAAA
Molecule: messenger RNA, 3185 nt
Organism: Penaeus indicus
Lineage: Eukaryota; Metazoa; Arthropoda; Malacostraca; Decapoda; Penaeidae
Gene: Pisd
Product: phosphatidylserine decarboxylase proenzyme, mitochondrial-like
Exons: 4
Coding region: 115-1350 (411 amino acids)
Biological process (GO): phosphatidylethanolamine biosynthetic process
Cellular component (GO): mitochondrion
Molecular function (GO): phosphatidylserine decarboxylase activity
Source: RefSeq, a predicted model, not a curated record